This is a messenger RNA of Dreissena polymorpha, 841 nucleotides long. RefSeq names its product metalloproteinase inhibitor 3-like. Bases 244 to 693 code for a protein of 149 amino acids. The transcript has 4 exons. Lineage: Eukaryota; Metazoa; Mollusca; Bivalvia; Myida; Dreissenidae. Gene Ontology annotation, biological process: negative regulation of membrane protein ectodomain proteolysis; negative regulation of endopeptidase activity. Gene Ontology annotation, cellular component: extracellular matrix. The record is from RefSeq and is a predicted model, not a curated record. Gene Ontology annotation, molecular function: protease binding; metalloendopeptidase inhibitor activity.
UGCUGAGAGCAGUAUAAUGUGAAAACAACAGAUAUCAUUUUAAAUGCAAACAUAUGUGACAUUGAUUGUACAUCAUUAUCGAUAUGCGAACAUAUGUGUCUUCCUCCAACUGAGGGGAUGUCGCUAAACCUGUUAGAACCUGAUCUUGACUAGUUUAUUGUGAAAUUACUCGCUAUAUUACGCGUUCAUUUGCAAUCAACACAUUGAGAGAAGUCAACGUUGUAAUAAAGAUAUUUCUCGAAAAUGAGAUCAUUAAUAUUAAGUGUUCUGUGUGUUAGUGUGUUAGGGCUGUGUGAAUGCUGUAGUUGCAUUGAAAAGACCAAAUUGGAAUUGGGCUGUGAGUCAGAUUUUAUAUUCCAGACCGAAGUGAAAAGUUCCCAUCGAAAUAAUGCGGAUCCUUUCGAUUUGUACUAUAAGAUUGACAGACCAUGCUAUGAAAAUACGUACAAGUUCAAUUUCAAGCAAUACGUGUCAGCGGCGAACACAGAUAGAGUAUACACAAGCGAGAGUAGCUCAUUGUGCGGCGUCUAUUUAGAAGAGGGGAAAACAUACAUCCUGUCAGGGCGUGUGAAUAAAGAAAAGCAGCGUUUUGAAAUCAGCUCUUGUUCAUCGUGGGUUGAGUCGCCAAUCAGCGCAGAGUCGCAGCAGCUGCUGAUGCAGUUCAAACAAGGAACCGUUGUGUGUCCGGAGUGAUCUGCAGCGCACACGAAAAAAUACAUAUGGACACGCUUUGCUAACUUAGUUGUACAGUACUGAACCGUGUACAAGUUGCUAACAUGUCCUAUUAAACGAAAGCAAACAACAUAGUGUCUUAAUAAUUAUACUUGCAUUGUUUUCGGGG